GGUUAAAAAGUGACUCAUGUGUACGCACAUGUAAAUUUAUCGAUUUAAAUUAAGAUUAAGAUUUCAUGUGAAAAGUUCUCUAUAAUAUACAAAAUUAAUUUACUCUGAAUUUACUUUUAAAGUGACAUAAUAAAAAUGUUAUGCUCUAAGGCUGGUUCGUUAUUCAGAAUUAUCAUAAACGAUGCAAUUCAUCGAGAAACUGGAUACGUCGGGAUCUCAACAAAAUCAUUCUCCUCAUUAGUGGAAGUAAAAAAUGCAAAGCCUAUUCCUGAUAAAUUAUAUAAAAAAAUAGAAAUUGAACUUAAAGGAAAUGAUCCUGCUGUAUUGAAGAGUUAUGGCCAAUUUACUGAAAUAGCUGCAAACCAUUUAGAAAUUAAUAUGAUAAGAAAUACAACACCUAGAAAAGCUGUGCAUGAACGAUUAACAGUGUUAAAAUCUGUACAUGUACAUAAAAAACAUCGUGUACAAUAUGAAAGCAGAACUUACUUUAGAUUUAUGGAUUUUGCAAAAUUAACAGGAUCAACUGCAGAUACUUUCUUAGAAUAUCUUCAACGAAAUUUACCAGAAGGUGUAGCAAUGAAAGUUACAAAGGUUGAAUUACAGAAAUUACCAGAAUCUAUACUGAUACCACCGAAUACUGCUUAAUUUUAGAUAAUUAUUAAAAACAUGCUACCAUAGUACGUAUAGUAAAUUAAAUGAAAGUAGACUUAAAUAAUUUAUCUAUAUAUCAUAAACUACUUUUUCAUAGAGAUGUGUCUACAAAAUGUGUGUAAAAUAUCAUGUUUCAUACU
Molecule: messenger RNA, 791 nt
Organism: Vespula vulgaris
Lineage: Eukaryota; Metazoa; Arthropoda; Insecta; Hymenoptera; Vespidae
Gene: mRpS10
Product: 28S ribosomal protein S10, mitochondrial
Exons: 5
Coding region: 136-645 (169 amino acids)
Cellular component (GO): mitochondrion; mitochondrial small ribosomal subunit
Source: RefSeq, a predicted model, not a curated record